Molecule: messenger RNA, 2912 nt
Organism: Salmo salar (Atlantic salmon)
Lineage: Eukaryota; Metazoa; Chordata; Actinopteri; Salmoniformes; Salmonidae
Product: short transient receptor potential channel 7
Biological process (GO): calcium ion transmembrane transport; regulation of cytosolic calcium ion concentration; single fertilization
Cellular component (GO): plasma membrane; cation channel complex
Molecular function (GO): inositol 1,4,5 trisphosphate binding; protein binding; store-operated calcium channel activity
Source: RefSeq, a predicted model, not a curated record
CAGUUCUUACCUGGACAAGAUCUUACUUCAAAACCACCAAGGAUUUAAGAAUGUAAAUCACAGCUUCACAUAACCAAAGAUACCUACCUUACCCAAAGGUAGGCCUACAGAUAGCCAGUUGUCUAAUUAGAAUUGCAUUCUGCAUGCUUCACCUUUAAAUCAACUCCUACAGGACUAUGCUCUAAUUCAGUCUAAAUUGAAUUAGGAAUAUAGAAUAUAGGCUAAACUAUUGAAUUUGGUCUGUUUAUAGUCAAGAGCUGAGCUCCCUCCCUAGUCGUAUGCUUGUCAGUUGUAUUAUUUCAACCUAAGCACUAACGACUUAACGACUUUAUCGAUCUGAGGGCUUCAUUAUUUUCCAAGCGAGCAUGUUAAAUAGGAUAGUUGCGUGCGCAUAGUGUGUGUGUGCCAGGCUUCCGGCUUGUGUGUGGGUGAGAGUUGCUUUUCGAAACACUGGUGCCAUCGGUCCCGACCCGUGCUGGAGAAAAAAUAUGAAAUUGUGCCUUCAACUUGCCACACCUGCCCUGACCUGAUUUUUUAAAAUGUUUUAUCUCAGAUGCAGUAUUUUGUCUCUAUAGCUAAAUAUUAACUCUAACUUAUGCUGCUCACGAAUUCUCCCGAUGUCUGACGAAGGAAGCGACAGCGCCGAGCUAGCAGAGCUCCGGUGCUCUCCCUCCCCAUCUCCACCCGGGCCCCCCGGAACCCCUUCUCCUCCACUGUCGCCAGACCUCUCCUCCAGUCCCCCGGUGCUUCGAGACCCAGCCCCGUUACCCCAGGACUGCCUCCGCCCGUCGCCAGAGCGCUGCAAACCCGGGGACUCCCCGCGCGGUACCCUGCCAAAGUUAACCCAGCGCCUGACGAAGACGGGCUCUCAGUUCCGCCAGAGACAGAAUGCGCGCUUAACAACUGCGGCGGACAACGGGCGCGAUGCCCCCUCUCCAAAGCGCAGAGGAGACGGAGACACCUCCUCGGCAACGUUUCAGGACCUCGGACAGCAACUCCCCCGCGGACAGGACCAAGUGUAUUACCGCUGCACUAAUCAGCUCCUAGAACCCCAGCGAGACAGCAGUGAGACCCAGCCACCAGUGGAAGCAAUGCACCGGAGACACACCACGCUGAGGGAGAAGGGGCGUCGCCAGGCUGUGCGAGGCCCAGCCUACAUGUUUAACGAGCGCGGCUCGGCCCUGACGCCCGAGGAAGAGGGUUUCCUUGACGCUGCCGAGUACGGCAACAUCCCCGUGGUCCGCAAGAUGCUGGAGGAGUCCAAAACCCUCAACUUCAACUGUGUGGACUACAUGGGCCAGAAUGCAUUGCAGCUGGCGGUGGGCAAUGAACACCUGGAAGUGACUGAGCUGUUGCUAAAGAUGGACGGGCUAGCCAGAGUGGGCGACGGGCUCUUAUUGGCUAUCUCUAAAGGGUAUGUGCGUAUCGUGGAAGCCAUAUUGGCGAACCCGGCGUUCAGCCAAGGGCUGCGGCUCACCCAGAGUCCCCUCGAACAGGAGCUACGGGAUGACGAUUUUUACGCUUACGAUGAAGACGGGACACGCUUUUCCCACGACGUCACCCCAGUCAUCCUAGCAGCACACUGUCAGGAGUAUGAGAUUGUGCAUAUCCUGCUCACCAAGGGGGCCCGCAUCGAGAGGCCUCAUGACUACUUCUGUAAGUGCAAUGAGUGUGUAGAGAAGCAGAAGAGAGACUCAUUCAGCCACUCCCGCUCCAGGAUGAAUGCUUAUAAAGGGCUGGCCAGUGCUGCCUACCUGUCCCUGAGCAGUGAAGACCCUGUCCUCACCGCCCUGGAGCUCAGCAAUGAACUGGCCAGACUGGCUAACAUAGAGACUGAGUUUAAGAAUGACUACAGGAAGUUGUCCAUGCAGUGUAAGGACUUUGUAGUGGGGGUGUUGGACCAGUGCAGAGACACAGAGGAGGUGGAGGCCAUCUUGAACGGAGACGUGGACAAUGCCCCGCCCAGUGACAACAACCGGCCCUGCCUCGAACGCGUCAAACUGGCAAUCAAAUACGAGGUCAAGAAGUUUGUGGCGCACCCUAACUGCCAGCAGCAGCUGCUGACUAUCUGGUAUGAGAACCUGUCAGGUCUGAGGCAGCAGUCCAUCGGGGUCAAGUGUUGGACCGUGCUAGGGGUCACCGUGGGACUGCCCUUCCUGGCUAUUGCCUACUGGAUCAUGCCCUGCAGCAAGCUGGGUCAGAUCCUGAGAAGUCCCUUCAUGAAGUUUGUGGCCCACGCCGUGUCCUUCAGCCUCUUCCUGGGCCUGCUGGUCAUCAACGCCUCGGACCGUUUCGAGGGGGUCAAGAACCUGCCCAACGAGACCAUCACUGACCAUCCUCGCCAGGUGUUCCGGGUCAAGACCACUCAGUUCUCUUGGACCGAGAUGCUCAUCAUGAAAUGCGUGCUGGGUAUGAUCUGGUCGGAGGUCAAGGAGAUCUGGGUGGACGGUCCUAGAGAGUAUGUGAUGCACCUGUGGAAUGUGUUAGACUUCGGCAUGUUGUCUAUCUUCGUGGCUUCGUUCACCGCUCGGUUCAUGGCCUUCCUCAAGGCCUCCAAGGCCCAGCUGUACGUAGACCAGUUUGUCACCGACGAAGAUAUCCGCAACGCGUCGCUACCUACAGAGGUAGCCUACUACACCUAUGCCAGGAAUAAGUGGCGUCCAUCGGACCCCCAGAUCAUCUCAGAAGGUCUGUAUGCCAUCGCUGUGGUGCUGAGUUUCUCCCGCAUCGCCUACAUCCUGCCAGCCAACGAGAGCUUCGGCCCCCUCCAGAUCUCCCUGGGCCGGACGGUGAAGGACAUCUUCAAGUUCAUGGUCAUCUUCAUUAUGGUGUUUGUGGCCUUCAUGAUCGGCAUGUUCAACCUCUACUCUUAUUACCUAGGAGCCAAGUACAACCCGGCCUUCACCACGUGA